Molecule: messenger RNA, 1128 nt
Organism: Erythranthe guttata (spotted monkey flower)
Lineage: Eukaryota; Viridiplantae; Streptophyta; Magnoliopsida; Lamiales; Phrymaceae
Gene: COS1
Product: 6,7-dimethyl-8-ribityllumazine synthase / DMRL synthase / lumazine synthase / riboflavin synthase
Biological process (GO): riboflavin biosynthetic process
Cellular component (GO): intracellular anatomical structure; riboflavin synthase complex
Molecular function (GO): 6,7-dimethyl-8-ribityllumazine synthase activity
Source: RefSeq, a predicted model, not a curated record
AAAUUCAAAUUUAAUAUUCACAGUCACACUGUUGUUACUCUCUCUCUCUCUCUUCUUUCUCUCUCUACAAAUCAUCGUUUCAAACCCCCCAAAAAAACCCCACCAACUCCCCAAUUUGCAGAGAAAAAUAAGAAACUUCGAUUUCAUUUUCUGCAUUUAUUUGCUGAUUUAGAGAGAAAAAAAAUGGAUGCUUUUGUUGGAAAUUGUGCUAUCGUUUCUCCAACUUCACGCCUUAAUCCCACAAAUCUUCAACCAUCUCGCAUCGUUUCUUCACCUUACCACUCAUGGAGUAACUGCAAAUCCACUAAUUUAACGGCGUCUAUUUCUUGUUCACUCACCGCUUCUCCCCUUCACCAAGGGUUUGGAUUUGGAAUUGAGAAGCAGAAGAGGAAUGAUUGCUUACCGCCAGCAUUGGCUGUUCGACAGUUGACCGGCUCGCUGACCUCAGCCGAGGGCCUCCGAUUUGCUAUUGUUGUGGCACGCUUCAACGAGAUAAUUACGAGACCGCUUAUGGAUGGAGCUUUGGACACUUUCAAGAAAUACUCUGUUAAAGAAGAAGACAUUGAUGUUCUCUGGGUUCCUGGUAGCUUUGAGAUUGGUAUUGUUGCAGAGAAACUCGGGAAAUCACGAAAAUACCAAGCAAUUGUGUGCAUUGGAGCUGUUAUUAGAGGUGAUACAACCCAUUAUGAUGCUGUGGCUAAUUCAGCUGCUUCUGGAGUACUAUCGGCUGGUCUAAGUUCAGGUGUUCCUUGCAUAUUUGGUGUAUUGACGUGCGAUAACAUGGAGCAGGCUUUAAAUCGAGCCGGUGGUAAGUCGGGAAACAAAGGUGCUGAGGCGGCUUUGACAGCUAUUGAGAUGGCAUCUCUAUUUGAGCAUCACUUGAAGAAUUGAUUUUGGUGGACUAGAUGCGCUUCUUCCGGAAGCAACCGGAAGGUCUCGUUACUACACGAGCACCUUGAUGAUUUACGACCUUUUUGCCCUUGCUCGGAUUCUUUUGUUUUGAUAAUAAAAGCCUAAACUCUAACUUUAUUUUAGCAACCAAAUUUUUACCUUGUUACUCUUUUCUUUUGGUUUUGAUGUGCAAUUACUCUUCUAUCCCUACCUUCUUCAUUUAUUACGGGGUAACUU